AUGGAGGUUUCGUACGACGAUGUGAUGUCGCCAUUUCAGCAGAACAAGAGCAUGCAUGAGAUCGGCUAUCAAGCAAUGACUGACUCUGUCAGAACACAGCUCGUUGCGCGAGGGACCAAGUACGAACAAUUGGCCACAGGACAACGCUACAUCGCAUGCAAACAAGGUAGGCAUAAGGUAGGCAUUAAGCUGCGAGGAGAUGGACGGGCUAUGCUGGACACCACCAAGGGAUUCAACAGCAAACACAAUUCUUCCACUGGGG
Molecule: messenger RNA, 262 nt
Organism: Sphaeroforma arctica JP610
Lineage: Eukaryota; Ichthyosporea; Ichthyophonida
Exons: 3
Source: RefSeq, a predicted model, not a curated record